AGUUUGUCACCAAAAUAUUGGUCUAUGGUGCUGUGAACACGAAUGCGUUUGGAGAAAACUUUUUACGUUUUGUAGUUAAAUUAAUUAGUAUUUGUACGCCCUCCGUAUUGUAUUUGUUAUUUAAUGUAGGAAAUCUUAAUUUUAUGGAAAUAUAAAGUAAAUGCUUCUCUGCAGUCGUUCACUGGAAGUCUGGACAAGCUCCAGAAUGGCGGAGCUCAGCUGAAAAAGCUGUGAGAGUUGAAACCAGAAAUCACUGUGGAUGAAAAACAGAGGCAGAGUUGUAUAAAGUAUUUCUAAAUCCAACUCGUCUGAUUUCCCACCAAUUGAUGUGCAGUGCCUGCCAGCAUGUCGCACAGGAGUCAGAGUGGCAGCUCGCCCGGCCUCAAGCAGAUCGACCUCGACCAGAUAUGGGGGGACCUGCGUGAGGGCAUCGAGCAGGUGUACAAGCGCCAGCACAUGCUCAAGCCCCGCUACAUGGAGCUCUACACACAUGUGUAUAAUUACUGCACAAGUGUGCACCAGAACACCACUAAGACUUCAGCACCCAAGACAAAGAAGGGCACUGCAUCAACGGGCGGUGCGCAGUUGGUGGGCUUGGAGCUGUACAAGAGGCUGCGAGAGUUUCUGCGCAACUAUCUCAUCUCGUUACACAAGGAUGGCAAUGAUCUGAUGGAUGAAGACGUCCUCAAGUUCUACACCCACCAGUGGGAUGAGUACCAGUUCAGUUCGAAAGUGCUGAACGGCGUGUGUGCAUACCUGAACAGGUAUUACAUUCAUAGACACUGGGUGCGGCGGGAGUGCGAGGAGGGCAGGAAAGGCAUCUACGAGAUCUACCAGCUGGCCCUCGUCACGUGGAGGGACCACCUCUUCAAGCAGCUCAACAAACAGGUUACAAAUGCGGUGUUGAAGCUGAUAGAGCGUGAGCGUAAUGGGGAGACCAUCAAUACCCGGCUGGUCAGUGGUGUUAUUAGCUGCUACGUCGAACUGGGUCUGAAUGAAGAAGAUCCAGCAGCCAAAGGUGCCAAUUUGUCAGUUUAUAAAGAUUCAUUUGAGAAUGUUUUCUUGGAAGACACGGAGCGAUUUUACAACCAUGAGAGUACUGAGUUUCUGCGGGAGAAUCCAGUCACAGAAUAUAUGAAGAAGGCGGAGCAGCGGCUAGCAGAGGAGGACAGGCGUGUGCAGCUGUACUUGCACGAGACCACCAAGGAGCGCCUGGCCAAGACAUGCGAGAAAGUGCUCAUAGAGAAGCACCUGGAGAUCUUCCACGCAGAGUUCCAGCACCUGCUCGACGCCGACAAGAACCCGGACCUGGCCCGCAUGUUCCAGCUGGUGGCGCGCAUCCUCAACGGCUUGGGCGAGCUGCGCACUCUGCUCGAGGUGCACAUAACCAACCAGGGCCUUGCCGCCAUCGACAAGUGUGGCGAGACCGCCAACAGCGACCCGAAGGUGUAUGUGAACACGAUCCUGGAGGUGCACAAGAAGUACAAUGCGCUGGUCCUGACGGCCUUCAAGAACGACUCGGGGUUCGUCGCGUCGCUGGACAAGGCGUGCGGCCGGUUCAUCAACAGCAACGCGGUCACCAAGCAGGCCAACAGCUCGUCCAAGUCCCCGGAGCUGCUGGCCAAGUUCUGCGACUUGCUGCUGAAGAAGAGCAGCAAGAACCCGGAGGAGGCGGAGCUCGAAGACACCCUCAACCAGAUUAUGGUGGUGUUCAAGUACAUAGAGGACAAGGAUGUCUUCCAGAAGUUCUACAGCAAGAUGCUGGCCAAGAGGCUUGUGCAGCACAUGUCGGCCAGUGACGAUGCCGAGGCCUCCAUGAUCUCCAAGCUGAAGCAGGCGUGCGGGUUCGAGUACACGUCCAAGUUGCAGCGAAUGUUCCAGGACAUCGGAGUGUCAAAGGACUUGAACGAGCAGUUCCGCAAACACUUGGUGAACUCCAACGAGCCACUGGAUAUAGACUUCAGCAUCCAGGUGCUGUCCUCCGGCUCAUGGCCCUUUCAGCAGUCUUUUACCUUCUCCUUGCCCACUGAGUUGGAACGCAGUGUACACAGGUUCACCACAUUCUACAGUGGCCAGCACAGCGGCCGCAAGCUCAACUGGUUGUACAACAUGUCCAAGGGGGAGCUGGUGACCAAUUGCUUUAAGAACAGGUACACGCUGCAGGCGUCGACUCUGCAGAUGGCAGUGCUGCUGCAGUACAACGCCAGCACCAGCUGGAGCCUGCAGCAGCUCCACGAGUCCACGCAGAUAAAGAUGGACUUCCUGGUGCAAGUGGUGCAGAUCCUGCUGAAGGCCAAGCUGCUGCAGAGCGAUGACGACGAGAACGAGCUGCAGCCCGUCUCCCAGGUCUGCCUCUUCGCCGGCUACAAGAACAAGAAACUGCGCGUUAACAUCAACAUCCCGAUGAAGACUGAACUGAAAGUGGAGCAGGAGACGACGCACAAGCACAUAGAAGAGGACCGGAAGCUGCUGAUCCAGGCAGCCAUCGUUCGCAUCAUGAAGAUGAGGAAGGUGCUGAACCACCAGCAGCUUGUGGCGGAAGUGCUGAACCAGCUGUCCACCCGCUUCAAGCCCCGUGUGCACAUCAUCAAGAAAUGUAUAGAUAUCCUGAUAGAAAAGGAGUAUUUGGAGAGAACAGAUGGAGAGAGAGACAGCUACACCUACCUGGCAUGAUUACUCAACAGGUCCAACGCAAACUGUGACAAACUUAGCUCGUACACUUCCCACACUUCUCCUUUACGAAGCAAGGGGAGCAAAACUCAUGACACUCAAUGUGCUUGGAACAUGACUGAGUACCAGUUGUGAAAAAAGUGGUUUAUUAAUCGGAAAAAAAAUUUCACGUCAAGAUAAAAUGCAUUGUUAAUUUUUUGUCAACUGUUUCAAUUGCUUCACGUGUUCAUGCGUGUGAGAGAUGUGCAGUUUUCAAUCACUGCCUCUGGUGUGUGUUCUAGUUGGGAGAUAAAUUACUGAAAGUAUCCAAGACAUUGAAAAUAAGUUCUGAACUUGACUGUGUUUUAGUGUUGUCAUUCCUGAUUUUACUAUUAUUUGGGGUAGCAAAAUGUUCUGUUAUUUUUUUUAAGACAGACUUGUUUUGGAGUUAGCAUGGCAAAUCAGCAGAAUAAUUGUCAUUUAAUAAUUAACCCUGUGUCUUUCUGCAAAGGUAGGGAAGUUUUGUAAUGUAAGUUUGUGAAUGUGUACAUCGGUCACUUGUAUUUAGUGUUGUGGCUUUGUGAGAGUUGGGGCUUUUGUCUCUGCUUCAUGGACCAUACCAAAUUUAUAUUUGUCAAAUGUUGCUGUACGUAUAUUAUUCGUUGUAUCGUGACCACCAGUAUUGUUUUAGCUACUUGUAGGGUAUUCUGUAAGAGAAUACAGUAAAGCCCUGUUAUAAUGUUCCUGCAUGUAGUUUAUUUUCCAGCUUAUUAUCUUUACAAAUUUUAUCAGUGAAAUAUUUGUUAAUAAUGUUUAGUGUUCUGAUGUUUUGACUUGCACCAAAACAUUGUGAUGCUGUGUAGAAGUGUUAUAACAGGGUUGUACUAGAAUGGCGAUUGUUGUUUUGUAUUUUUUUUUUUUUUUUUUUUUUUUGAAGAGUUUCAGAAAAUUGUCCAGAGUAUAGUGCAAUGCUGCUUGUUUCUGCAUUAUUUAAUUCAAGAUUAUUAUUAUUAUUAUUUUAACUUUUUAAAGCUAGUGCUUCUUUCUUACCACAAGGUUGCAAGUUCUGUUUCACUUUGUGUGUGUUUGUGAAGAUGCUCUUUUGUAAUGUAGUCUUUCUUAUACACCAGAUCUUAGUGAAAGGCUGGCGUAGAUGUGGAUCAAGUUCCCAGGGUUUAUUGUUCUUUUUCCUUUUAAUCAUUGAUGAUUUAAACAUGUCUUCACCCUCCUCUUUUAUGCACACCUACUGUGUUUCAAUUAGUACUUUAUUUUAUUCUUAAAAUAGAAGAAUUGCUUCUACUGUUCAAUAAAUUAACUCUUAGACAAUUAAAUAAUUAUAUAAUGGAAUUUUGCCAAUGGGGUAUAAAAUUUUCUUCCGAGUAUUUUUGGUCUACGAGGAAAUUUUUUUAGGUAAGUCUACUGGUUUUUAAUAAUUUUUUGUUUUCGUAUCAUCUCUUAAAAGGAUGUAUUGUAGAGGGAAAAAAAUUAUAUUUUUAAAAUGAAAGCAGUUAAAAUUAAAUUACAUAGAUAAACAUAAGACAUUUUGUAUUACCAAUAAUCAAGUUUAUCUUAAAGAGUAGCUAUAAUUUUUUAUGCGUUAAAAACUUUGCUGCUAAAAUUUGUGUUGUUAUUUUUAAUCUCUCUCUUUUUUUUUUUAAAGGUAUUUGACGGUGGCAAAUAUGUUUUCAUGAAUUAUGUUUUCUGAUAAACUUUGUGUUAUUAUGGCAAUAUUUAUAAUUUGCAUGUGAUUGGACAAUUUGUAUCACUUAUACAAAUGUACUGGUUUAUAAUGUUCGUAGACAAUGAACUCCGUAUAAGUGCGAGCAUGCUUAAUUUUUGAAGUUGUCAAUUACCUGUAAAUUCUGAGUAACUGCAAGGGAUAUGCUACAUUAGUUCCAUUGUUUUGAGAAUUUUUUGUUACAGCUUUGGCUUUUAUGAUUUCACUUUUUUUUUUCUUUCAUUACAUUGAAAGGUUUCUAAUAUGGCAAGUUAGGAUCCAUGACCAUGCCGGAACAGCGAUGUUACCGAAUUAUUGAAUCUCAAUAUAGUUUGAACUGGAAUACCAAAGAAAAAUCAAUACAGCGAAUUCUCUCCUGUCACCCUCAUGUAGGUACAAUUAAAUAUAACAUGUAAAAAUGUCUUUAUAUAAAGUAGGGAUUUUGUCGAAAAUAAUUACAUUACCUCGGCAAUACAUACAUAUUUAAGUCACAUUAAAAUAAUUUAUUGGUAAAAUUUUUUAAUUUACAACUAAACCAAAAAUAUUUAGUUUGCUUCGUGAUUCUCUUUUUAUAUAUAUAUAUAUAUAUAUAUAUAUAUAUAUAUAUAUAUACACACACACACACACACACACACACACACACACACACACACACACACACACACACACACACACACACACACACACACACACACAUAUAUAUUAGUGAUGUGCGAGUCUCGGCAUCAUCGAGAACGAGUCGAGACAGAAAUUUUCUCGAUCUCGUCUCGAGAUAAUUUUUUUGGCUCGGAAUUUUCGAGAAUUUUGUAAACAAGAAAUAGGUUAGGUCAUAUAAUAUAUUGAGGCAGCAUUUUGUGUUGCGUGUUGAAAUAAUUAACAUAUCUUCAACGUAACGUAGAUCGAAUAAAAUAAAAUAUACUUCUUACGAUAGUAUACACGAUAAAUUAGUAAAAAGUUAAAAACGAACAACUUCCGUUCACAAGUCACUACAUGAAACGGUAAACGUAAACAAUGAAUUGUGCUGUGGUUAUCAAAUUAAAUUACAGAAGAAAAUGAUUAUUUUCCGUUAAUAAAACCAACAUUACAGUUAAAAAUAAAUCAUUUUCGGUAUCAAUAUCAAGUAUCAACGUAAAACGGUACGGUAAAAAAUAAAAAUAUAAACAUGACUGCAGAAUUCUUCCGCGAUUGCAUUUUGUUUUAUGGCCUUAGGUUAUACACACGGCCAGCAGUAUAUAACAGGCAACAUGAUGUUUAAAUUGCGGUCCGUAUCGAUAGUGACAUAUCGAUAGUGGCGAAUGUUCAGACUUUCAUGAUCAAGUACCGUCCAUGGCUCAAGGAAACUGUAUAGACUAUGGAGCCAAUAACGUAUGUUUACAUACGACAGUAGGCAAAUAAACUUGAGUGUAAAGGUAAAGUUGUAAUUGCAAUUGUGGAUACUUGAUAAAAUUAUUGAAUAAUUAUGUAUGUUUGUCAGAUUAUUGAGUUUUACUUUUUUGGAUCAUAUUAUCCUGUUAACUAAAGUACAGAUUUCUCGAUCUCGACUCGAUUCUCGAGAAUUUUUAAAUUGCUUUCUCGAUCUCGUCUCGAAUUCAAAAAAGUCUUUCUCGCACAUGCCUAAUAUAUAUAUAAGUUAAAAGUAGUGAUACUAACAGCAUAGGCAUAAACUACUCUAUGCAGUUAUGGGGGAGAUUCAGGAACUAAAAGAUACCUUCUUGGUUUCAACAGUCUUUUAGGCCAUCUGUUUUUCUUUAAUUUUUUAAUUUUUGGGUUACAAAUUACAAAAAACAAAAUGUUCUCUCACUUAUAAAAUUUUACAUUAUAUUCGUUAUGUCUUUGAGGAAAGAUAAAUUACACAGAUUAUUUACUUAUGGUUUUGAUACUUUUUUCCUUUGGUAAUUCCUACCUGUCCAAGAUGUCUGUGUCACCAGCCUGUUGUGUUUUGUUUAUUGAAGUAGUCUUACCAACUUUUAAACACUGCCGUAAAAAUACAAUUGAUUUUGCUAAUAAAUGUGCUAAUAAAAAAUUGUGGUUUUUUUUGCAUGUAUGCCAUAAUAGAUUGCAAUUAUAAUGUGUAACAAAGUAUGUGUCAGCAUUAGUAUUGCCAUAAAACUGGAAAUUCUUAAAGAUUUUGACACCGGCUAGAAGUGUGAUGUGGCAAAACAUUUUUUUCAUUCUUAAAUGACUAGGUUGAUUAUCAUAACAAAUACUAACUGAAUCCAACUGUUUUAGUGUCUUAAAUCAAUAGAAACGGGCUGGUCUUAAUGUUGCAACAAUGUGGCUUAAACCCUCCAUAAAGUACUCCUCUCUUAAGGUAGUCAAUUUUUUAGUCACGUCAAAUACUUUAUGAAGAGAAUUUACUGUUUACAGUACAAUGGUAUCAAAAAAAAGUUGUAAUGAGCUUCUCAAAUUUACAUAAAUGUAUUUGUGAAUUGUAAAAUGUGAAAUGUAACCCAUUAGAAAACGAGAAACACUACGUAAACAACACACAAUAACAUUAAACAGGAGAUGUACAGUAAAAUAAAUUAUGUAAAUUAAUAAUUCUUAGCUAUGCACUUUGGUACAGUUUUUUUUUCUCCGGAAAUUACAUUCCUAGAAUUUCAAACAUCAAAAGAUUCCUUUUUUUAAUCAUUAGAAUUUUGGUUAAAUGCUACUUAAUUCCACGAUAUAACUGAAUUUCAGUGCGGUGUGUUGUAUUAACUUGUAUUUCUGUGUUAUGUGGUGUUUUUCGGUGUUAUUUGGGUUUUAUAGCAAUUCACCAUAUAAUUUUGUCCCUAUAAGUACAGAAUGCCAGACUGAAGACCUUUCAAUGUACCUUUGUUAUGGUCUGAAAUAAGACUGACAAAACCAAAAAAUCAUUUUCCAUCUAACAUCAUUAACAAAAUGCUUGUCACUACCAAGAUACAUACUAUAAAUAGCAAAGAGCUGGCCGUUACGUACACUAAUGUGCAUCAUUCAGCAAUGUCAUUCUUGCUUAAUAGUAUGAAAAUACCUGCAACAUAAUAGUACACAAUUGCUCAUUUCACCCAUUAUUUUUAAUAAAUGUUUUUGGGAACAUAAGUACCACAUGUAUUUAUUUGCAUAGAUCUCAUAAUCAUGUGUCCAGCUUUUACCUGCUAAGCAUUUAAGUGGUGAAAAUGACAUACGGCGCUGCCCUGUGACUGUAUCCCCAGUUUUAAAGUGAAACUAAGUUGGGUGUUUUGUUCAUAUUCACAAGUUGUGCCUUUUUUUGACUCAUGACCAAAACAAAUGCGCCCUGUUUAGACUAGAAACAUGUCUUACCUCAGUAAGUAUUAUCUUGACUGUGGCAUCACGUACUCGUACGUUCAUUGUGUGAACAUCUGGUUUGUGUGAAGGUUGGGUUUAAUGCAAGAAAAGUAUUCAGACGGUAAAUUUUUUGCAACUCUUGGAUUUCUGAACUUUUUUUUUUACGUGUUUAAAUGGUGAUAAUGAUGUAAGAGGAUUUUACGUUACAAACCAUAUGCAAAGUUCUUUAGAAAUGGCAUUCUCAACAAAUUAUAUUCCUUUAUUAUUAGGUAUUAAAAAUAUUUAAUGCAACAAGUUUCAUAAAAUAAGAAUGCAUCACUUAACCUGUAAUAUGUAUGAUGAGCUGUGUGUCAGUUGUUAAGGACAUGCUUCAUUCUAAAUAACAAUAACUAUUUCUAUAACAGUAAGGUUUUUAUACUUGUUUUCAGUGUUGCUUGCCACAGUUAUGCAUAACAAUAACAAUAACAAUUGCCAUUGCAUAGUGGCAUAACGGCGCUAUGUUUGCGAUGUUCACUAUGUGAGUAAAAUAUAGUUAGUUGCAUCUCAGGUGUCACUGGCCACAAAAAAGCUGUGUUCGCUAUGUUGGCGAUGUCGCCAGUUGUUGGUUCUGUGCUAUAUUUCCAAAAAGUCAUUUACUUCACGCUUGUGCAGAUAAACAAAAAAAAUAUGUUUUUGUGCGGAAUUGUACUGAACUUCUGCGUUUGCUUUAAAUUAGUAUCAUGUCGACGGAAAAUUUAAUUGAAGUAAGAUAAUUUCCAUGUUUAUGGAAUAAAUUGAUAGAAGGUGAUAAAAAACAGGAUAUGCAAGAUAAUGCGUGGGAUUUGAUUUCAAGGGAAAUUCACUAAUGUUGUGUGUUAAGGAAAUAAUAAUUAUUGGUGUGAAUUCCUUUUCUUAAUUUUUAUUUUAUUUUGGUGACGAUUAAUUAUUAAAUUAUGAAAUCAUUGUUUACUGACCUCAAGGAAAUGGUUAAUCGUUCUACUGCUAAAAUGCUUUCUGUGUAAUUUGGAUUUUUCUUCUCAAUUUUUUUUUUUAUUAGAAAUAAAAUGCUAUCAAACUGU
Molecule: messenger RNA, 8688 nt
Organism: Bacillus rossius redtenbacheri
Lineage: Eukaryota; Metazoa; Arthropoda; Insecta; Phasmatodea; Bacillidae
Gene: Cul1
Product: cullin-1
Exons: 16
Coding region: 346-2673 (775 amino acids)
Biological process (GO): protein ubiquitination; SCF-dependent proteasomal ubiquitin-dependent protein catabolic process
Cellular component (GO): SCF ubiquitin ligase complex
Molecular function (GO): protein-macromolecule adaptor activity; ubiquitin protein ligase binding
Source: RefSeq, a predicted model, not a curated record